Molecule: messenger RNA, 1434 nt
Organism: Penicillium concentricum
Lineage: Eukaryota; Fungi; Ascomycota; Eurotiomycetes; Eurotiales; Aspergillaceae
Product: FAD-dependent oxidoreductase
Exons: 4
Coding region: 1-1434 (477 amino acids)
Biological process (GO): secondary metabolite biosynthetic process
Molecular function (GO): FAD binding; monooxygenase activity
Source: RefSeq, a predicted model, not a curated record
AUGACUGUCACCCAUUCCGCUCCAAAUGACAUCGCACCACCAGGUUCAUCCGGUAUUAAAGUCAUUAUCGUGGGACUGGGUCUUGCCGGACUCACUGCUGCGAUCGAAUGCCACCGCAAAGGUCACAGCGUGAUUGGGCUGGAGAAAACCCCCAAACCAACGCACCUGGGCGACAUCUUCAGCAUCUCUAGUAACGGAGCAAAUGUAAUCCAGAAGUGGGACAAUGGAUCUGUUUCUACUUACCUGGACUCCGUCCGUUGCGACGUUGCUAGCAUCACUGUUUGGGAUGAAGCAGCCAACAUCAAGCUUCGCAAAGACAUGAGCGGGUACAAAGAGGGCGAGGGACUAGUACUAAACCGUUCAACGACAGUCUGCACCCUGUACGAGUAUGGAAAAAGUCUGGGCAUCGAUCUUCGCUUUGGAAUAUCAGUAUCGGGAUACUGGGAAGACGACCACGAGGCAGGAGUCAUUGCGAAUGACGAACGGUUGUCAGCAGACUGUGUAAUUGCUAGCGAUGGCAUUCACAGUAAAGCACGACCAAUCAUCACCGGGGAUGAUAGGCCACUCAACAGGAGUGGCGCUGCCACAUAUCGCGCGGGCUAUCCGGCUGAGGUUUUAGACAAUCAACCGGACGCCCAGUGGAUUCUCGAGGGUACAGACAAAGCUGAUCAGUUAAAUCACUUCAUUGGCAAAGACAUUGCAGUCAUCAUGGGCACUGGAAGACACGGUAAAGACGUGUACUGGGGGUGCUUACAUCGUAGCUCUGACGGCGUAUCCAAGUCAUGGCUCCAACCUUCCGACGUGACAAAGGCACUAGCAUUGAUUGAGGAUUGGCCCGCAAAGGACAAAGUCGGGGCAGUGAUUAAAUGCACACCGAACAAUACCUGCUGGGAUCACCUAGUCAUGGCGGUCGACCCCUUGUCUCGGUGGGUGUCAGAAAAAGGUCGCAUGGUUGUCAUCGGAGACGCCGCACAUGCCUUUAUUCCCACAUCUGGUCAGGGUGCGAGUCAGAGUAUUGAGGACGGUGCAGUCAUUGCCAUUUGUUUAGAGCUAGCUGGAAAGAAGCAGGUUCCACUUGCUCUUUCGGUCAUGGAAAAGCUAAGUUCACUCACCGUCGUACACAGAUAUCAGCGAGUCUCCUUGAUUGGGGAGGGGAGUGCGAAAAUGUUGGAGUCUCUUCAUGGGGCAAAUUGGGAUGCCAAACAACAGGAUAAAUUACCUACCUUGAUUGCUCGCGCGAUGUGGAUCUUUGAUCAUGACUGCCAGAAGUCCACAUACGAGGAGUUUGAAAAGGCGGCCGAGGCCGUUGUUGCUGGCAGCACGUAUGUGCCAGCCAAUAUUCCAAAUGAUGGCCGACACGGGAUUGUAGAGGAGGAAGGCAAGUCAACAGUAAAGAUAGCCUCUACAGACUCCGCCCCUAUUGCUGCAGAGUAG